Molecule: messenger RNA, 2640 nt
Organism: Neltuma alba
Lineage: Eukaryota; Viridiplantae; Streptophyta; Magnoliopsida; Fabales; Fabaceae
Product: tRNA-dihydrouridine(47) synthase [NAD(P)(+)]-like
Exons: 10
Coding region: 67-2184 (705 amino acids)
Biological process (GO): tRNA processing
Molecular function (GO): RNA binding; tRNA dihydrouridine synthase activity; flavin adenine dinucleotide binding
Source: RefSeq, a predicted model, not a curated record
UCCAUUUGUUCUGGUUUCAGUCUCUGUAACUCAAAGCUUUCAGGCCCAUAUACUCCCGACUUGCUAAUGUCUGAGUCACCUCGUCCCGAUAUGGACGAGUCUGUGACUCUGACGAAGUCCGUACCACGUUUAGAGGGGUCGGGAGAGGAGCAACCCUCGUCCAACUCGAAUGGGUUAACUCAGCAAACACCGGAGCAACUGGUGGCCAGAGCCAUAGCUCCCGUGAAGGCGGAGUUCCUUCGUCCUCCUCCUCUUAGAGGUUCCUCCACGAUCCAGAACGAAGAUGUUUCUGAAGAUGGGGAUAAGGCCUCUGUUCAAUCCGCCGGAUUAGUGAAAGAGAAGAAGUCAAAGCGCCAACUCAAGCGUGAACGUCGUCAGGAACAGAAGUCUGCUAAAAACAUUUGUCCGGAAAUUGCAAAGACAGGAGAUAUUAGUUCAUGUCCUUACAACGACAAAUGCCGUUUCAGCCAUGACAUAGAAGCCUUCAAGGCCCAGAAACCAACUGACUUAGAGGGAGAAUGCCCUUUUUUAAAAGCUGAAGGUUUUUGUCCCUAUGGGUUAGCAUGUAGGUUUUCCAGCACACAUACAGAAAGUAUGCCUUCUGGCAAUCUCAGUGAUCGGAGAAAAACUUCCGAAAGAAAUGGACUGAGCAAAGAUGUUCAAAAGCUUUUAUGGAAAAAUAAGAUGCGCUUCCCCAAGGCAGAUGCCAGUCUCAAAGCUCUUGGACUCUGGGAAUCAUCUAAGUUAAAAAGGAACGACUUAGAAGAUAAGGAAGGUGGCAACAUUGAUUCAAACAAUGGCCACAAUGCUGGUAAUAAUGGCUCUUGUGAAGUUACCAAUGAUUUGGGUUCUAAUUUAGAAAGCUCUGCUGAGGAUACAAAAGUUGAUGGUAUUGAUGGAAAUUUAGAUUCUGACUUACCUUGCCCUCAGAAGAGAAGAAAAACUGAAGACAAUUCUGGCCUUGAUGUGGCAGAAAAUGAAGGUGUGUGCGCUUCUGACCAAAACAUUGAAAAAAGCUGCGUGCAAGCUGAACUUGCCACAGUAACUAAUGUCAUGCCCCCCGAAACGGAUCAAAGCAUGAAGUUACACCCACGAGAAAGGAAGCUUAUUGAUUUUAGAGAUAAGUUGUAUCUUGCGCCUUUGACCACUGUUGGGAAUCUCCCAUUCAGGAGGGUUUGCAAAGUAUUAGGAGCUGAUGUAACAUGUGGAGAAAUGGCGAUGUGCACAAAUCUCUUGCAGGGUCAAGCAUCAGAAUGGGCAUUGCUGAGACGUCAUUUAUCAGAAGAUUUAUUUGGCGUGCAAAUAUGUGGGGCAUAUCCAGACACUAUUGCACGAACUGUAGAGCUGAUAGAAAAUGAAUGUACACUAGAUUUCAUUGAUAUAAAUAUGGGUUGCCCAAUUGAUAUUGUUGUGAAUAAGGGUGCUGGAUCAGCUCUUCUUACAAAACCAAUGCGGAUGAAAAGCAUUGUAGAGGUAGCUUCGGGCACAGUGGAGAAACCAAUAACUAUCAAGGUACGGACAGCUUAUUUUGAAGGGAAAAAUCGUGUUGAUUCUAUUAUUGCCGACAUGGGUUCUUGGGGAGCUAAUGCAGUAACAAUACAUGGUAGAUCACGUCAGCAACGAUACAGCAAGCUUGCUGACUGGGACUAUAUCUACCAAUGUGCCAGGAAGGCACCUACUACUUUGCAAGUGGUAGGGAAUGGGGAUAUUUUUUCAUAUGUUGAUUGGAACAACCACAAGGCUGAAUGCUCUGAGCUUGCUACAUGCAUGAUUGCUCGUGGAGCACUGAUCAAGCCUUGGAUAUUUACCGAAAUCAAGGAACAAAGGCACUGGGACAUUAGUUCUGGGGAGCGAUUCAAUAUUUUGAAAGAUUUUGUACGUUUUGGCCUUGAACACUGGGGUUCUGAUACAAAAGGAGUGGAGACAACCAGACGGUUUUUAUUGGAAUGGCUUAGCUACACAUGUAGAUACAUACCUGUUGGCCUUUUAGAUGUUAUUCCACAAAGGCUAAACUGGCGUCCGCCAUCUUACUACGGACGUGAUGACCUUGAGACUCUAAUGGCUUCGGACUCUGCAGCUGACUGGAUACGAAUAUCAGAGAUGUUACUUGGCAAGGUUCCAGAUGGCUUUUCAUUUACGCCAAAGCAUAAAUCAAAUGCUUAUGAUAGUGCUCAGAAUGGCUGAUCUUGUGCCGCUUAUCUUCUUUGAUGACCUUGGAAGAGAUUCUUGCAUGCGCCGCACGGUAUGAACGAAAUGUUCCUGGUAAAGUGUGCACGCGUGGGCCCCGCGUGAAGUUUUUUCUAUUUUUUAUUGAAUCUGAGUCGUUGCUUUUAUAUGUACUAGUGUGUGUGUGCGCGCGCGCGCAAUAAUUUCUGACUUCUUAGAGACUGUUGUUUUCCCUUGUCCACUGCUAGCUCAUGAGGUGAUAUUGGUGGGUGCUUCUUAUUCAUUGACUUUGACUUUCCCACCGUCUACAUUAGCUUAUCAGUUUUUUGGGUAGAAAGGGGGAAAAAAAACGUUGAAUGGUCUUUGAUAUUGAAAUGGAGACAAUAAUUUAUUGAGGAUGAUGCCGACAUGUAUACUUGGGGUCAACUUUGAUCUUUUUUAUGGUCAAGGCGCUUAUUGAUGGCACUUUGUUCA